Molecule: messenger RNA, 3778 nt
Organism: Cuscuta campestris
Lineage: Eukaryota; Viridiplantae; Streptophyta; Magnoliopsida; Solanales; Convolvulaceae
Source: the annotation of a GenBank genome assembly
CUAUGUUUAAGUGUCUUAAUUUUCAAUUUAUUUCUUCAGUGCACCAGGGGUCGACCUUCGUACCUUUGAAAGAAGGUGAAGGAGCUGCAGCGACUCGGGGAGAUGAGUCUUGCGUAGUUGAGGAAUGAACAAAUUAUAAUUUGAACCAGAUUCCAAAAUUAGGCCAAUGAUCUGCCGCAACUAUCAGAGUUAGAGGAGCAGUGAACGAAGCUCCAAGGUCGUACAGACGCUGCACCAGUUUCUUCUCCUUUAAUUCUGAUGUUCAAAUUUUCAAUCCAUGAUGUUCAACUUUCAUCAAAAAAGAUGAAGAAAAAAAGAAAAAUGAUGAAGAUGAUAUUUCAGAUUCUAAACCUAAGACCCAAAAAGAUGAGAGUGAAGAAAGAGGUGCUUCACAUCAAUGGUAAAAAUGGCAGAGCUUACAGGACAUACAUCUUGAGUUCUUUUUGUGGUGCAGAGCCUAGGUGGUUGCACUCUUCAUGUACUGCAGCUAAUGCUUGCUCUAUCCAAACCAUUGCAAAGGCAUGCAGGAACAAUUCCCCUCUUUUGGCUUCUCCUAUUGUAGUGCAGGGUCUAGAGGCUGCCUCCACUUCAGGGCAAGACAUCAAGAAAGUAGAGAACUACGCAAAGGCGAUUAACAUGCUCUAUUGCGCGGUCAACCUCGACGACUACCGCAAGAUCUCCUACUGCUCAACCGCCAAGGAGAUGUGGGACAAGCUUGAGGUGACGUACGAAGGAACGGACCAAGUACGUGAAGCCAAGAUCGACUUCCUCACCCAAGAGUAUGAGAUGUUCAAAAUGAAGGAACACGAGAAGAUUGACGACAUGUUCGACCGAUUUUCCAAGAUAGUCAACGACCUUCAUGCAUUAAAGAAGACUUACACCGACAGGGAUCUUGUGCGAAAGAUCCUACGGAGCUUGACAUCCGAAUGGAGAUCCAAGGCCCAUGCCAUCUAUGAAUCAAUCGGCACAUCAAAUGUCACCAUCGACGGUCUAAGAGGUGAUCUAAAAACUUAUGAAUCUACUAUUCUUAACCCGUCUUUGAAUGACCAAAGGAAAGGGAUAACAUUAAAAGCCGUCAAAGAAUCAACAAUGAAUGAUUCAAGCGAUGAUGAUGAAUUCAAGCUUAUCAUGAAGAAGUUUUGCAAACUUCUAAAGAAGAAAGAAAAUGUUAAGGAUGGCCCUGUGUGCUAUGGAUGUGGUGAAGCCGGGCACAUCAAGAACAAAUGUCCAAGAAGCGGAAGGAAUGCUCGUCACUUCACAAGGCAAAGAGCAUACAUCUUCUGGGGUGGCGACUCCGACGACGAGUCAACCGACCAAGACGAGGAUGAAACUGCCAAUCUUUGUCUUAUGGCACACGAAGAAAACUCACCAACAACAUCCGACAAUGAAGAGAACGGAACCUUCCUUGAGAAGAAGUUUCUCUCAGCUAUUUCUAGUGGGAGAAAGGUAGACCUUGAAGAAAUUCGAGAACCACAAGAAGAGAUCUCAAUAGCAGUGGAACACGAGCGUCAAGAUUUAGUAUCUCGACCGGCUCAGGUUUUACCACGUAGGUCAGACCGGAUGCGUAAUCCUCCAGUUAGAUAUGGCUUCCUUGUAUCUGAUGAAGGGUCAAUCUACGGAUUGAAACAAGCAUCUCGGAGUUGGUAUAUACGCUUUGAUGUAACCAUCACUAGUUUUGGUUUCGAGAAGAAUUCUGACGAGUCUUGUGUUUACAAGAAGGUCAGUGGGAGUGUGAUAGUAUUCCUAAUCCUAUAUGUCGAUGACAUAUUGUUAAUGGGUAACGAUGUUCCUGCUCUCACAUCUGUAAAGACUUGGUUGAGCGAGAACUUUGCCAUGAAGGACUUGGGGAAUGCUAGUUAUGCCCUUGGCAUAAGAAUCUACCGUGAUAGAGGUGAUGUGGAGAUUUGCAAAGUAGGAACAGACGACAACAUAGCCGACCCCCUGACCAAGCCUUUGGGAAAGCUAAAGCAUCAGGGUCACACUAGGGCUGCCACCUCCGGGAACACGAAGUCCAAAUCCCGAGCACCAUUAACAAACUCCGAGGAGCGCCUCUACUACGGCGACGGAUCGUGUCUUUGGUUCGAUUCUGAGGAGGAGUGCACCCGUUUCCUCACCUUCUUAUCUAAACAAGUUGUGGCUCAACCACGAAUCGUCCCGGAGCGCUUCCCGGAGGCGAAACUUGAAGUCCCAAAGUUCACCGGGAAGGAGGACCCGGAAAUACAUGUCAAAACCCUUCACCAAAGUGGAAGGAUGAUGGGCCUUUCCGGGGACGAAAAAUGUUUACUUUUCUUCCAAAGCCUCCGCGGCCAAGCCGCUGAGUGGUUUCAUAACCUACCAGCCGGUGAGAUCGAUUCUUUCGAUGAGCUGGCCGAGGUGUUCCAAGAGAAGUUCAAGGAAAACUGCACCAAGAGGAAAAAGUUCACCUACUUGAGCACGGCCGGGCAGAGGGAGCACGAGGAUUUAACGAAAUUCCUCACCCGGUGGAAGGAUGAAGUUGAUAAAGUCGAGGAGAUGGACGACAAAACCGCCAUGUCCCUCCUAGUGUCCGGACUCCAGUCCGGAGAAUUGUAUAAAGAGUUCUGCAGGAGACCUCCCCAAUCAUACCAAGAGGCCUACAACACGGCCUGGGAUUAUGCUGACGCCGAAGCACGGCCCGGGAGAGCGAAGGCAGAAGUCGUGGAGGUUAAGCCGGUCAAAUCAGAAAAGAACCCGACCGGCGAGAAACAAUGGACGGAGAAGUAUUGCUCCUUCCACAAAACUGAUUCCCAUAACACUACGGAGUGUAACAGUGUGAAGGGCGUAAUUAAGCAGAUGAUCGAGGCCGGGGAGAUCGAUCGUGAGUAUCUAGCUCAGGCCAAGCAAAAGAAAAACCAAUGGAUCAGGCCUGAAGGGAAGCCGGUCGAACAGAAUAAGAAGAAGAAAGCACCCAGUAAAGAGCAUUUGCAGGUCAUCUACGGUGGACCGGAAGGGAGAGACUCUGCUUCCCAAAGGAAGAAAUGGGGGCGAGAGCUCUACGUCGGGACGGUGGCCCUAAAUCCCCGGUCAAAACAAGCAAGACGGGAGCCGACCACCUUUACUGACCGGGACCUCCCCGCCACCGGAGAAGAUCACAAUGACCCCUUGGUCAUAACUAUGGACAUGGGUGGAGUUGAUGUUUCCCGGGUACUCGUUGACACGGGCAAUAGUGUCAACGUUUUGUACUUGGAUGCAUUUGAAAAGCUCAAGUUGUGUCGGACACGGCUUGAGCCCUUAAAGACUCCCCUGUCCGGGUUCACCAGGGACUCUGUUGAAGCUGAAGGUUCAAUCCUUCUGACUUGUGAGUUGGGCACCGCAGACCAGGUCGUCCAAAAACAAAUGAGGUUUGUGGUAGUGAACAUCAAAUGUGUUCACAGUGCCAUCCUAGGCCAGCCUGGAAUAAACAAGGUCCGUGGAGUCAUCUCCAUGGCCGACCUCUGCAUGAAGUUCUAUACCUCGGGUGGUAUCGGACAAGUGAGACGAGACCAAAAGAAGGCCUGGUCUUGUUACUUGGAGGCCGUAAAGAAAAUGACCAAGGCAUUUGAGAGGGUUACCUUGGUUUCCCAGGAAGAAGAGCGAUCAAAACUGGAGCCGUGUGAUGAGACCGAGCAGAUUGUUCUCUGGGAGGCUUUCCCGGAAAGGAUGGUGCGAAUUGGCCAGGAUCUGCCUGGGGGACUUCGAGAGGAAAUCAUCUUAGUCCUUCGGGAAUAUGCAGAGAUUUUCGCCUAGAGUGUGGCGGACAUGCCAGGCAUAGAUCGUUCUG